AUGAACCCACAUGCUUCAAACACCAACGUGAAUGCCUUAGACCUCUCUGAGAUAUCUGCAACGACGUCGUUUCAGGAUGCCUCCCCGUCAUGCUUCCGGAGCAUUUUGUUGGCGGAGAACUCGGAGGAGCUUCCGUUGAAAGAGGAUGACGCCGACGACAUGGUUAUCUACGGUGCUUUGUGUGAGGCGGCCGCCGCCACCACCGGAUUGUUCCCCGCCACUGGAAACGGGGUGAGCAACGUGGCUUUGAAAGUAGAAAAUGAGGGUCAAACUGGUAUCACUAAAGCCGCGGGUAGUACUGACGCGCCUCCAAUGAGAGGGCUGAGCUACCGCGGUGUACGGAGGAGGCCGUGGGGGAAGUACGCGGCGGAGAUAAGAGACGGUAAGAGAAAUGGUGUGAGAGUGUGGCUUGGAACCUACGAAACUGCAGAAGAUGCAGCUUUGGCUUAUGAUCGAGCAGCGUUUAAAAUGCAUGGCUCGAAAGCAAAGCUGAAUUUUCCUCAUUUAAUUGGUUCCAAUGAUACCGAGCCAAGUAGGGUUACGUUAAAGAAACGCUCUUUUGAUGUUUUCUCAUCAUCGAAUGUGUCAUCGUCAUCAAUGGCUGCAAAGCGGAAUUAUAGAUGGGGUGAGUCAAAUCGAGUUGGAUCAACCAUUCUCAAAUCUGGAUUCAAAUCUGUAUUCAAACAACUCUCGUUGUCCUCAACAAGGGAACAGUCAAACCAAUUGAAGGAUGCUUCCGCCGCGAACUUCAGUUUCUCGAGCAUUUUCGCAGCGGAGAAUUGGGCUGAGCUGCCGUUGAAGGAGGACAACACCGACGACAUGGCAAUGUAUGCCGUUUUGCGUGAGGCCGCGGCCACCGGAUGGUUCCCCUCUAAUGGCAAUGAGGUGAGCAACGUUGGUGUAGCCGUGAAAAUGGAAAAUGAGAGGGUUGAGCUACCGCGGUGUGCCGAGGAGGCCGUGGGAAAGUACGCGUCGGAGAUAAGAGAUGGUAAAAGAAGUGGUGAGAGAGUGUGGCUCAGAACCAAUGCAACUGCUGAAGAUAGCUUUGGCUUAUGA
Sphenostylis stenocarpa is the source of this 1056-nucleotide messenger RNA. The record is from the annotation of a GenBank genome assembly. NCBI's taxonomy places the organism in Eukaryota, Viridiplantae, Streptophyta, Magnoliopsida, Fabales, Fabaceae.